UGGCAUCAUAGUGUUGUCACAUAAGGGAUGUCAACAUAGUACUCUCAUUGAAAAACAAAAACAAAAAAAGAAGAAAUUCUCAUACCCACAAAGAAGAAAACCCGACCCAAUUAUAAUAACCCAGCAAACUCAGUUAGUGUUUCUCUCUCUCGCUUUCUCCCUCGUCUAACUCUGAUUCUCCUCAUAGAGCGAGAACAAAGCUUCGUUGCCGCUAGCAAUCACACCAUUCGCUAAGUCAUGGCCACAUUGGACUCUGACGUGCCGAUGGUUCCGGUGGGCGAGGCUUCGAGCAGUGCUGGUCCUUCUUCGACCAAGAGGCCCAAGCGGUUCGAGAUCAAGAAGUGGAAUGCUGUUGCUCUCUGGGCUUGGGAUAUUGUGGUUGAUAACUGUGCCAUUUGCAGGAACCAUAUCAUGGAUCUCUGCAUCGAGUGCCAAGCGAACCAGGCAAGUGCCACAAGUGAGGAGUGUACGGUUGCUUGGGGGGUCUGUAACCAUGCAUUCCACUUCCAUUGCAUAAGCCGAUGGCUGAAAACGCGCCAAGUGUGUCCGUUGGAUAACAGUGAGUGGGAGUUUCAGAAGUACGGUCACUAGAACCUUCAUGUGGUCGAGUGUAGGAUCUUCUAUGCACUUAGUCAAGUGUUGGAUAUCUUCUGCGCACUUUCUACGCUGGAGGUGUCGAGGAGGGUCUUAACCCCCUAUGUCUAUCAUCUUUUCUUUGUGCUUAUUUUUCUUCUCAACUUUAAAUCAACCGAGCCCGUAUAUUUUUGUUUAGCAUUCAGCUACUCAAGUGCGUGAUUAUGGAUUUGCCACAGUAAAAGUUAUAAUUGCCUUGCCCUGUUAUUAUCAUUAAGAAUGAACUAUAAAUUUUCAACUCUCUCUUUUGCAGGCA
Molecule: messenger RNA, 889 nt
Organism: Prunus persica (peach)
Lineage: Eukaryota; Viridiplantae; Streptophyta; Magnoliopsida; Rosales; Rosaceae
Product: RING-box protein 1a
Exons: 6
Coding region: 238-591 (117 amino acids)
Biological process (GO): ubiquitin-dependent protein catabolic process; protein ubiquitination
Cellular component (GO): cullin-RING ubiquitin ligase complex; nucleus
Molecular function (GO): ubiquitin protein ligase activity; zinc ion binding; cullin family protein binding
Source: RefSeq, a predicted model, not a curated record